CACGUCGGCCACGUCCACCGACAUGUAGGAGACCUGGGCAUGGCUUCUCGCAGCCCCUCCCCCUCCGCCCUCUCGCCGGCCCUCGAGGCCAAGCGCGCCCUGGUCGCCACGGCCUGCGCGGCGCGCGACGUCGCGGCGCUGGUGGAACUGGCGGCGAGCACCCACGGCCUGCUGAGCGACAGCCUGCGGCGCACCGCCUGGCCGCUGCUGCUUGGGUGCGCAGACGCGCAGCCCCCCGAGACGCCGUGGCAGGACCUGGCCGCCCACGCCGAAGAAGCCCAGGUCGACCUCGACGUCAACAGGGCCUUUGUCUACUACCCGCCCGACUCAAAACCAGAGCUCGCCCGCCGCAAGCAGGAGCUGUCCGCCGUCAUCCUCGACGUGCUGCGCCGCCACCCCGCCCUGUCGUACUUCCAGGGCUACCAUGACAUCGUGCAGGUCGUCUACCUCGUCCUUGGCCCCCGCGCCGCCGCGCCCGCCGCCGCCCGCCUGAGCCUGCUGCGCAUCCGCGACUUCAUGCUCUCGUCCAUUGAGCCGGCCAUCGCCCAGCUCGAGCUGCUGCGGCCCCUGCUGCGCGCCGCUGACCCGGAGCUGUACGCCCACCUGCCCGAGAGCUCCGCGACCUUUGCCCUGGCCGGCACCAUCACCAUGUUCGCCCACAACAUACAAGAGUACAGGGACAUUACGCGCCUGUUCGACUUCUUCCUGACCCAACACACCGUCAUGCCUCUGUACUUCUUCGCCGCCGUGGCCCUCUCCCGCCGGGACGAGCUGCUGGACAUCCCCCACGAGGACGACGACAUACUGCAUGUCAUGCUGAGCAAGCUGCCCGACCCCUUCGACAUCGAGUUCCACAUUGCGCGCGCCAAAGAGCUGUACGCGGCCCUGCCGCCCGAUUCACUAGCCAGCUGGGAGUGGUGGCGCAUCUCGUCGUCGAGCGUGCUCAAGACUUCAGCCACCCUCGCAGACAUACAACGCCUGACACUCGAAGACGGCGAGCGCUACUUUGCUCAGCAAGAGAAAGAGGUCCGCAGACAGCAAUACCAAAAGAACCUUCGCCGCCAAGUCACCAAGAGUAUCAAGCACGCACGCCUGCGCGUAUGGUACUACCGUCGCUAUGGAGCCGUUGGGCUCGCCGUUCUUGUUGGUGCAUAUGCCCUCUGGCUUGGCAAGGACUUGAACCCAGACACAUCGAAACCCCCUUUGUUUGGAUAUCUGAGCCGUAUCGUGCAACGAUUCGUUGCUAAUUGAAUUUGGCGUUUACAGCAUGGCAGGCGGUGGACGGCGAGCCGGGAGUGCUACAAGGAACCUGCUCACCUGUCACUGUGGCGUUUACGAGAGCCACAAAAGAUAAUACUACCAGGAACACUAUACCUACGUUACCCUAGAACACUUGUUAAUUGAGUGAGCGCAUAGACAGCAGCGUCAUGACCAUCCUCGAUACACCUACGUAGUAGAGAUAUCACCAACGCACAUCAUCAGUCUUGACAUAAAGUCUCCCUGUGA
Messenger RNA from Boeremia exigua, 1506 nucleotides. Its product is annotated as rab-GTPase-TBC domain-containing protein. Gene Ontology annotation, cellular component: endoplasmic reticulum membrane. Gene Ontology annotation, biological process: positive regulation of GTPase activity; endoplasmic reticulum to Golgi vesicle-mediated transport. The record is from RefSeq and is a predicted model, not a curated record. Lineage: Eukaryota; Fungi; Ascomycota; Dothideomycetes; Pleosporales; Didymellaceae. Bases 40 to 1251 code for a protein of 403 amino acids. The transcript has a single exon. Gene Ontology annotation, molecular function: GTPase activator activity.